Messenger RNA from Leptidea sinapis, 1055 nucleotides. Its product is annotated as nitric oxide synthase-interacting protein homolog. Gene Ontology annotation, cellular component: nucleus. The coding region runs from base 126 to 995 and encodes 289 amino acids. Lineage: Eukaryota; Metazoa; Arthropoda; Insecta; Lepidoptera; Pieridae. The record is from RefSeq and is a predicted model, not a curated record. The transcript has 2 exons. Gene Ontology annotation, molecular function: ubiquitin protein ligase activity.
UUGACACUUGUGAAAGUAGAAUGUUGAUGUUUGUAAUACAUAUUUUAACAUUACGAAAUUAAUAUUAUUUUCUCGGAUUUAUUGUCGUAAAAUAUAUAUUUUUAAUAUUUCGACAUAAUAUUUAAAUGACUCGUCAUGCUAGAAACUGCACAGCCGGUGCUGUGUACACAUAUCACGAAAAGAAAAAAGACGCUGCGGCGUCUGGGUAUGGUACACAAAGCGAGCGAGUUGGAAAAGAUUCAGUAAAAAGUUUCGACUGCUGUAAUUUGACUCUACAACCUUGUAGGUAUCCAGUAGUGACAAAGGAUGGUUAUUUAUUUGACAAGGAAGCUAUACUGGAAUACAUUAUAGCAAAGAAAAAUGAAUACACACGGAAUCUGAAAAAAUACGAGAAACAACUAAAAAAGGAAGAAGAGGAGAAGAGGGAGUUAGCAACUGCUGAAAAAGAGGCUAACUUAAUUAAAUUCAUGAAUAGGGAGAAGAAUAUAACAAAUACAGCAAAAGCAGCCACUGCACCAUCAACUAGUUCAGUUUCUAACCUUGCCAAUGGUAAAAAUAAAGAGUUGCCAAGUUUCUGGGUGCCAUCACAACUACCCGACGCUAAGAUUUCGAAAUUGCAAAAGCCGGAUCCAACCAUUUACUGUCCAAUCAGUGGAAAGCCAUUGAAAAUGAAAGAUCUAAUAGAAAUUAAAUGGACUUUAGUAAAUGACCCAGAUGAUAAGAAAUCCCUCAUUGCUAAGGAGAACAGAUACAUGUGUCCUGUAACACAUGACAUACUAAGUAAUGCUGUGCCUUGUGCAGUUAUCAGAACGACUGGUCAUGUGGUAACAAUGGAAUGUAUUAAGAAAAUAAUAAAAAAGGAUUGGCUCCACCCUCUAACUGGUGAUAAAUUAAAAGAAAAAGAUAUUAUAGUGUUGCAGCGAGGAGGUACAGGAUAUGCAUCAACCAAUCAAAAUCUAGAGGCUAAGAAUGAGAGGCCAGUGUUGCAAGCAUAGUAAAAUUCGGAUUUAUAGGUGUUGUACUAUAUUAAUGAUAUAUAUUAUUUUAUAAGAAAA